Varroa destructor (honeybee mite) is the source of this 5074-nucleotide messenger RNA. Its product is annotated as membralin. Gene Ontology annotation, cellular component: endoplasmic reticulum. NCBI's taxonomy places the organism in Eukaryota, Metazoa, Arthropoda, Arachnida, Mesostigmata, Varroidae. The record is from RefSeq and is a predicted model, not a curated record. Gene Ontology annotation, biological process: response to endoplasmic reticulum stress; positive regulation of ERAD pathway.
ACGUCCAGCUAAACAGACUGCUCCGCCUUAAUCGCUCUAGUUGAGGUGGUGGGGCCAGUAUAUUCUACGGCAUCGAUUGGCUAACGACGGUUCCGUCUGCCUAUGUUCUUUCAUAGAAGAGUUAGCAUCAUGCACGAAAUUACUGGGGGAUCCGCGCGGGAGAUCCGUCAAAGCAGUGUCCGUUAUUUUCUCCUGUCUCCUCUAUCCAAGUAGAAGUUAGAAGAAAGACACGCAAAUUACAGCUAGCAGUAAUAGUAGCUGCACUAGAACUACGAACCAUUUCUCGCUGUCGCGCUUGUUGUUGUUCAGAUAAUACUUUCUAAUUAUGUAGAGAAGACACCGGCAUUGAACGCCUGUCCCGCCGUUGGCGCUGCUAUUGCUAUCGUGCUGACGGAGUGUCGCGAAAAGAGCCUUUCUUCUGGUGUCGCAUUUUCUCGCGUUCUAUUAAGCUCGUACGACAGGAAAUCACGUCGCGAUUGAACGAUCGGUCUAGUGUGAUAACGGUAAGUCGACUCACCGUUGUAGCUCUUUAAAAUCUUCGCUCUGUCCGGGUAACUACAGACAGACCCAGCCGUCUUGCUAGAAAAAAUGGUGUAUCGGACGAGCGCGCCCAGGGUUGCGUUGGCGCUAACGUUAAGCACUACAAGCGAGUUGGCCAGCCAACGAGCGACUGUGAACGAAAAGAGCACAAGAUAGAUUUUGUGCGUUUCAAUAAUUCCGUAUAACUAUACGAGCGUUGAAUCCAUGAGGUAGAGUAAAAGGAUACAUGUAGGGCGAAAGAAUAUAAAUAUGUAAGAAGAACUACAGGGAUCAACCGAAUAUCCUUGUGAGACGAUCGUGUGAAAUCGUAAAGCCUAAAUAGACAAGACUAGCAGUGAGACAGUUGAUGGUAUCAGCGAAGAUCCGAGUACAGUGCACGGAUGGAAAUAUUUCAAACGACCAGAAAUUUUAGUGUCAUUUAUUAGGAGAACAUUUACAGUGACAGUGCAUCGGUUUCGGACAGGUGUCGUUGCCGUGUCGGAUUGUAAGGAAUGUGUGUGACAUGUAGAGAAAACUUAUAAGAAAAGCUUUAAAGGGUUUAAGUCGCUGUCCAGAGCCCACUUCUGUUUUUGGUGCUGCUGACCCCAUGUUUCAAGGAUUACGCUGUGUCCUUUCACGGUUCGCGUAUAGCUAUAUGAGUUAACGCACCUACGUGUUGAGAGUUUCGCCUACUUAGUAGAGCAGUCGUAUCAGGUUGCGUGUCAUUUAGCUAUCGCUCCAAAUAUCUCUAUUGGCCCCGGCUAGUUCUUACCUAAUAUGAAUUCUCGCUUCGUUUCUUCUAUUCAUUCUAACAGAGAAUGGGAGAAUGAUAUGAUAAACGCGCAGCUGAUUGACGCAUGUAAAAACUGACACCUUCAAAUCAUUAUUUGCGUCGAAAUCUCAUACCGUGUUGAAAAGGCUGGCUGAAGUUCAUUGUCGUUAAUAGCUCUGUGCGUGCAUUGCCAUUCCUAGUAACGGCCUAGAUGCUCCUGAAACCAUUAGCACCUGCUCUUGUUUUCUAAUACUUGUGGUAGCCGAACAGCUCAAACAAGGCGACUUAUACAUAUGAGUGACUGCCCUGCAUACGUCCGUGAGCCAAGAACGUCUGGAAACUGACAACAACAGCAGCAGCUAUAGCACUCAGUGAGUGCACAAUAAGUUUUUAUCUGUCCGAGUCACCUGCUUGCGAAGCCGGCGCGAUUCGACGGAACCCUUUUGCAUAGUAUCGCUUACAAAGCUGGACAAGGAACGACUUAAAAAUGAGCGGUCCCGCCGUUCAGCCAUCGGUGGGCCCGCCCCAACAGCAGCAAGGCAUGCUACAUAUGCUCUACUUUCAGUACAACUAUAAUCCCUCGACGGUGCUAACUGUGCGUGAUCGUCUUUGCCACGCGCUUUUUGUUAAGGUCAGCCAAAGCUAUUCGAGAAGGGUGCCUCCGUCUGCGCGGGCUGUUCUCGAAUACGCGCUCCUUGCCGUGGCUUUGUUAUGUUUCGCGACAUUAUCAUAUAUGCACUGCGCCUUUGUUCGCAGUCCAAUAGUUUGUCUCGAUCACGUUAGCCAACGGUGGCCUCAGGAUGGGGUUCUGCGAGUUGAGGUCGUCCGCGAUUCUAAAGCGCCGGUAAAGGAUCAGCGAUCGCUUGAAAGAAGUUAUUUAAAAGAGCUAGCCAUUCGUCAUAAUCUUGGAACUAGCCAUUUUAGCAUGUCUGAAGUGGAGCGUAUCAUGAACGCGGAUAAACAGGACAAAGAUCACGACUACACGUUUUCUCUAGGCCAAAUUUUUAGUGCCGUCACAGGCAAGAUGCGCGAAGAAUCCAGUGAGGCCAAAAAAGAUUCCACGUUCUCGAUACCAAAGGAUCUACUUGGCAUUAGCCAGCGUUCCAUUCUACUAUCGCAUAUCGAAGGCAACUUAACAGAGGUAUCAGAGCUACGCAUGGCCUUACAAGAAUUUGAACGCUAUAGACGAGGGGUAUGGCCCUCAGAAGAAGCCAUCGUCGAAUACAGCCUUGAUUACGGCAUGCUACGACUCGCUCCAGCUACGCGAAGUAAACUUAACGUUCCCGUUUACCACGUCACUCUCAAUUCGGAUUCCGAUGCCUGCUUCGGCGACUCUGUGAGCCGAUUUGUCUUACGUUAUCUUCUGGGUUAUGGAGAUAUUCUGAUGAGUUCGCUAAAACGAUUGGCUGAGCGCGAGGAUAAUAAGGGCUUCGUGAAAAACGUUGUUACUGGGGAACAUUUUCGUUUUGUUACAAUGUGGACCACGAGGACAAGUUAUAUAACUGCUGCUCUAGUCAUGAUCAUAUUUACACUGUCAAUAUCAAUGCUAAUGAGAUAUACUCAUCACCAAAUCUUCACGCUCAUAGUGGAGAUAUUACAUCUACUUGAAUUCAACUCUGGCCGUAGUUUUCGUACAACGCCAUUGUUUACCGUUGUCUUAGCUUUGGUUGGCAUGGAGGCAACAAUGAGCGAAUUCUUCAAUGAUUACACAACGGCGUUCGGGAUCAUUUUCGUGGUAUGGCUCGCUGACCACUUCUACGCCGUCUGCUGUCACUCAUCCAUAUCGAAACGCCACUGGCCGAGAUUUUUCUUCCUAUACCACUUCGCGUUUUAUGCUUACGAUUAUCGAUUCAACGGCCAGUACAGUGGGCUCGCUCUGCUUACAUCUAUCUUUUUUAUCUUGCAUUCGAUGGCAUACUUCUAUCACCGAUUCGAACUGCCAGCCAUUAUUCGAUCCUACGAAGGAGACGGCACCGCGACAGAGAGCCGGCUAUCCUCCCACGAGAGAAUGCCGACGCAAGCCGUUUCUGUUAAUGCUAAUGGUAGCUCUCAGGCGCCAGCUCAGUUUGUGAUUUCUGCUCGAGUGACAGUGACGCGAAGGGUGGACGCUUCCGCAGAUAGCGAAGAGCCUUCGCGGCUAUCGGCAGCGGUAGAGAACGAGCCCGCGGCAGACAUGAUGCCGGACGCCAACAGUGACGUCUCGCAGAAUAAUCGAAGAUCUGAUCAGCAGCGUCAGGUAUCGACUGACACACAACAAAACCCCGAGAAUGACAUCAGCAACAACCGUACCAGGAAGCUUUCGUGCAGCAGUGCUGAGGCCUCUUCUUGCGGCUGUUGCAGCUCAAACGAAACUAGCGAUCAAGAGUGAUCUUUGUUGACCGCUUGUUGAUGACGACGAUUAGGGCAAUGUUGACAGCUGACACUCAGAGAAGCCUGGCUUUCGUCAGAGUCUCGUAAUGUCUUCUUCGUUUCCCUAUUAUUUUUUGUCAACUUGCCAUAGAUUGACAAAGGAAGAACAGCAAAGGCAACAAGCUACAAUACCGACGCGGUGGCCCAGCUCAUUAUUGCUUCACUUCCAAAAGCUUCUAAAGAUGUCCGCUGACUCUUGUAUAUAAAAACUGCUCUUGUUUUUUUAGGUUAUAUAAGCAUGUGUACGAUUCAUUUAUAUAGAACGUUCCAAUAAACGUCAUCAGUUUCAUAUUGUCGUUUAAACUUCAACGUACUCUACGCUAGCUUAAUGUUUAGGGAUUUCUGAAACGAGUAUGUUUAGAUAUAUUUACAUGGCGAAUGUAUGUGCAUAUUCUCUAUUUAUUUUAGCUAAUUAUUAACCGAGUUAAGUAGGCGUGAUAAGACGAAAAGAAACAAGCCAUAGGAGGGUGAUGCAAACCCCGUACGCGAGACGGGCGUCUGGAAUUUGUGUAAACUAGAUUUUACGAGAAGUUAAUUGAUGGGAAAAUCGGGUGAACAUCAUAAAAGUUGUGGGAAGUGUUAAUAGUAACGCUACUCUCUAACGGUAGCGGUGGUCGGAAAGUACGCGUCGGAGCUGAAUAGAAGGUGAUGGAGAGCAGUAUUCAUUAGUAAGCUACCAAACUGUCAAAACGAUACACAAAAACAAAAAAAAAAAAAAAGUGGAUAUGCUUAUGCAGAAAACGACGAAUAGGACUGUUAGUAUGGAAACGAUUUAUCUUCCGUUUGCACGAAAAGUCAUCGAAAGCAUAGCUUAACUGGCUUCUGUUAUAUUGCGGCCAACGCUGUCUGCCCAGUGGAGGCGGUGAUCAAUUUGCGUUUGUUGACUUGAAAUUGGCCUAGGACCGAAUCAAUUCAGACGGCCAAACCCUUCUUGUUCCACAGGUAGCCUGGGAAAAGGAUCAAUACGGCGGGACCCAGCCUUCGAACCCGCCAAGUUAAAUUUGUUCUCGAGCAGUUGUUAAAGCGGUUGACGAUCGAUCGGUGAAUAACAUGACCAAUGCUGCUAGUUUUUGUUGUUUCAAUGGGGAAAUCCUAUUGGUUAUCGGUAAACACUAUAACGAUUCAUUAAUCGGAAUCAAAAGGCAGCAAAAACUAAACCGAGCCAUAAUGGGUCUGGGUUUUGGCCUUCCGUUCUUAGAUGGAUAUAUAUAUAUAUAUAUAUAUAUUAACAAAGAAAAAACUGAAAUAUCGAGAAACAGGCAAGCAUUAUGAUAUUGGCUUUGAUCGUAACAACUGCUGCAGAUAGUCUCCGCAAUACAGGACCAUAUAUGUGUUAGGCAGCAAACUAUUACUUAAUACGAACUUGGAAACCGG